AUGAAAUAUAUUAUAACAAUCUUGUGCCUUCUAGUACUGGUCCAAACAGGGAUCAGUCUUCGCCAUAAAGGAUUUUCUACUGGACAUCGAAAUACCGGAACUAAACUUGCUUCACCUACUGGUAAUGUUGGUGUUAAUGUAACAUGGACAUUUGAACUUGGAAAUAUCACAAGAAUACAUAUGGCUAUCUACAAAAUGCAACCGGCUCAAUGGGCUGCCAUUGGUCUUAAUCGUAACCAAUCAAUGGCCCCAUCUCAUGUGUUUGUUUGUCGACGACUUGUUAAUGAUACUGUUGAUGUCAACAGAUAUAUGAAUCCUGGCAGACAUCUUCAUCCUGUUCCAGCUGGAAUAGCACAAGGUGGAGUAUUCACAGUAGAAAAAGCAACAUUUGACGCAGGUGUAGUUAUUUGUCAAUUUACAUUAUCAAAUUUUAGUACUACGCAAAUGACAAACUUGAACGAUCCACCAAUACUCUCACAAUCGACACCCUAUCAUCCAUUAGUUGCUGUUGGAGCACUGAAUGCUACAAGUAACAUGAAAGAACAUGGUAUUGAUUCGCACAAGGCUCUUCCUCAACUUGUACAACUUAAUCGUACAGAAGUUAUUACGUAUCAUCUGGAAUCAUCAAAAGUUCAUGACAAAAGCAAAUUUCUAAAAGUUCUUAAUGAUAAAAUGGCUAUGUGA
Adineta steineri is the source of this 684-nucleotide messenger RNA. NCBI's taxonomy places the organism in Eukaryota, Metazoa, Rotifera, Eurotatoria, Adinetida, Adinetidae. The record is from the annotation of a GenBank genome assembly.